GCCAGUUUUUCUAUCACAGCACAAGGAAAUAAAAUUUUUGGCCAAACUAAAACCGGCUGCUCCGCUCUCUGUAUACCACUCUGUCUUUUUUUUAAUCUUUUUCUAUAUCUCGCAUAUUGCCCUCUAACUCUCUUCAUCUUUCUUUUCUCUUUUACAUUAUUGAAAAGCUAAAGGAAGGGCAGGAACAGCCUUUUUCCUGGGUGUAUAAGAGAAGUUUUCAGGUGGCAGGUGAUUGUUACAACCCAAUGGUAGUCAGUUCUUUACUGGGUAUGUUCCUUUUUUUUUAGUUCUAACACUUGAAUCUAUUGCCUGUUAGGAAUAUAUGUUUUGUGUGUCUGUUAAGAAUUCAGGAAAAGUGAAAAAAGUAGUAGCCAAUGACAUUUACCUCGACAGGGUUUUCGAGAUCUCCAAUAAUUCUUGUAGGAGCUGUUUUUAUUAUUAUUCUGAAUGGAAACUAAUGGUUUGCCUGGUGGGGUGGUUUUCUGGGAUUGGCUCAGGAGUGUUAGGCCUUGAAAUGCCAUUACACCCCCAACAACAACCACCUCAAAACCCCCAAAGUGCCCAAAACCCACAUCACUUACAUCAUCACCCACAAAUGGUUGCUUUUUCUCAUCAUGAAACUGAUCACUCGCAACACCAGCAACCUGUUAAACAAGGCUACACUUUUUCUUCCAAAACCAAACAACCAUCCCCUCUUAGUGAUGAAGAUGAACCUGGUUUUACUCCUGAUGAUGGCACUGCUGAUGCUAAGAGAAAAAUUUCUCCAUGGCAAAGAAUGAAAUGGACUGGUAGCAUGGUUAGGCUACUUAUAAUGGCAGUUUAUUAUAUUGGUGAUGAAGCUGGAUCAGAAGGGAAUGAUCCUACUGGCAAGAAAAAGGCCGGUGGAUUGUUACAAAAGAAAGGAAAGUGGAAGUCGGUUUCUAGGGCUAUGAUGGAGAAAGGGUUUUAUGUUUCACCACAACAAUGUGAGGACAAGUUCAAUGAUUUGAAUAAAAGGUAUAAGAGGGUUAAUGAUAUACUUGGUAAAGGAACAGCUUGUAGGGUGGUGGAGAAUCAAAGCUUGCUUGAUACAAUGGAUUUGUCUCCGAAAAUGAAAGAAGAAGUUAGAAAAUUGUUGAAUUCUAAGCACUUGUUUUUCAGGGAAAUGUGUGCUUAUCAUAAUAGUUGUGGCCACGGUGCAACUGCUGGGCCUGGUGGUGCUAAUCAUUCACCAGAGGUGGCCACUGAGACAUCCCAGAUUCAGCAGCAGCACUCUCAACAACAACGAUGCCUCCAUUCAUCGGAUAAUGCUCAAAUUGCAGGCAAUUGGGGUAGAAUCGAGACGGAGGCAUCGAAAUUGACUAAAGUAGGCAGUGAAGAAGAGGAUGAUGAAGAAGAUGAUGACUCUGAGGACGAUGAAGAAGCAAUGGAUGGUCACUCAAGUGGCCAAAAUGGACAUGGUCAGGAAGAUGAUGAAGAUAAUGAUGAAAAGUCUUCACUUAAAAGGCCAAGAAAGGGAGCAUUUGCAAUGUCAUUAACACCAUUGAUGCAACAAUUGAGCUGUGAAGUUGUGAAUUUAAUACAAGAUGGAACAAAGAAUGCUUGGGAGAAGAAGCAUUGGAUGAAGAUGAGACUAAUACAAUUGGAGGAGCAAGAAGUCAGCUACCAAUACCAAGCGUUCGAGCUUGAGAAGCAAAGGCUCAAGUGGGUGAAAUUCAGUAGCAAGAAAGAAAGGGAAAUGGAGAAAGCAAAGCUUGAAAAUGAAAGAAGGCGGCUCGAAAACGAGAGAAUGAUGCUACUUGUUAGGCAGAAGGAGUUGGAGUUGAUUGAUCUUCUUCAGCACCAUCAUCAGCCUCAGCAGCAUUCUUCUGACAAGAGGGGAGACCCAUCUAGCAUGACUGGAUGAAAAUGUAACAUAUGAUAGUGGUCAUAUUAGAUAGAGAUUUUAGAUCAGAUUGAUACUUUUUAUGAAAAAUUGUUUUGUUUUGUUUUUUUUUUAAUUUUGUUUAUGAAAUCUAGUUAUUUAAUAUUUGAAUUAUUUCAUUACAAUCUUGCAUCCCUCAUGAAAGAUGUUGUAUUUGUACCCAAGCCUAUGAAAAAAAUUGACCAUAUAAAUUGCCAUCAUCAGCAAUAAUGUCGAGGAGGUGCGCGGGGAAAAAAGUCUUUUGGGUCUCAUCCGAGAAAAAACUUGUGGUGAAGUGGUCUUUAGGAAUCUAACUACAAGCCUUUUAGCCUUGUCAUUUUCCAGCAACAAACGAGAAAAAAAAAUACAAAAUGCCAAUUUAGUGCGUUAAAUCCCGGAAAAUCCAGAAGGACUGACAACGAAAAUUUGGCGUCUAAAAUUCUGGAGAAUCGAGAAAUAAAUGAAUUUAAAAAAUAGAAUAGUAUAUGUUAAAUCUUGCAAAAUCAAUGAAGAGAAUUUAGAAAAAAAUAUAAAGAAUACCUCGUGCGAAUAAAAAAUUGCGUCCAAUAAAAGGCCGUGGAGAAUCUAGAAAGGAAGAAAUAGAAAUCUGGAA
Messenger RNA from Durio zibethinus, 2495 nucleotides. The record is from RefSeq and is a predicted model, not a curated record. Lineage: Eukaryota; Viridiplantae; Streptophyta; Magnoliopsida; Malvales; Malvaceae.